AUGGCGGCGGCGGCAGCAGCAGCACCAGCGGUCCCGGAGCGAGCAGCCUCCCCCGCGGCACCGCCUCCGGGACCCGCACCGUUCGACUUCUCCCAGCCGCCCGUCAUCGAGGGCUUCACCCCGCUCCCGAGGCUCAAGGAGGAGACCUUCAAGGAGAAAUUCAUGCGGAAAACCAAGGAGAACCCUUUCGUCCCCAUAGGUUGCUUGGGAACAGCAGGAGCGCUGCUCUACGGUCUCCGAGCCUUCCACCAAGGGAAAACCCGGCAGUCCCAGCUGCUGAUGAGGGGCCGGAUCUUCGCCCAGGGCUUCACGGUGGUCGCCCUGGUGGUGGGUGUGCUGGGCACGGCUCUGAAACCCAAGCAGUGAAGACGCGUCCCGCUUGGACCUGAACUGAACAAACUACGUCGUUUCCAACAUUAGUGACAAACACACGCUAAGGCCAACUUUAUUUAUUUUAAAGCUGUGAACUCACAGUGUGGAACGGUUUGAAAGAACCCGCCUCAUCAGGAGAAGCGAGCAAGUUUUAAACUUGCUGAAGCGAAUUAUUGAGAUUUCCUAUGUUGCUGGUGGGUUAUUUGCUCCCAUGUGUCAACAGUGGAAUAAUCUGUAUUAUACCCGAAUGUGUCUUCUGAUAUAAAACAUAAACUGGG
Salarias fasciatus (jewelled blenny) is the source of this 650-nucleotide messenger RNA. It is a transcript of the gene higd2a, whose product is annotated as HIG1 hypoxia inducible domain family, member 2A. Gene Ontology annotation, cellular component: mitochondrion. The transcript has 2 exons. NCBI's taxonomy places the organism in Eukaryota, Metazoa, Chordata, Actinopteri, Blenniiformes, Blenniidae. The coding region runs from base 1 to 366 and encodes 121 amino acids. The record is from RefSeq and is a predicted model, not a curated record. Gene Ontology annotation, biological process: mitochondrial respirasome assembly.